This is a messenger RNA of Neopsephotus bourkii (Bourke's parrot), 771 nucleotides long. It is a transcript of the gene RAB7B, whose product is annotated as RAB7B, member RAS oncogene family. The record is from RefSeq and is a predicted model, not a curated record. Lineage: Eukaryota; Metazoa; Chordata; Aves; Psittaciformes; Psittacidae. The coding region runs from base 88 to 711 and encodes 207 amino acids. The transcript has 6 exons. Gene Ontology annotation, cellular component: late endosome; lysosome; phagocytic vesicle. Gene Ontology annotation, biological process: phagosome-lysosome fusion; endosome to lysosome transport. Gene Ontology annotation, molecular function: GTPase activity; GTP binding.
GCGGGAAUCGCUUCCCUGGAUCCUCCUCUCUCGCCUCUCCCCUCCCCGCGGGAGCGGCGCCCGCAGCCCCGGCCACCCCUCACACGGAUGCCCCGGCAGGGUCUGUCCAUGGAUGCCAGCAAGAAGGUGGAUCUGAAGAUAAUCAUCAUUGGAGCGCUGGGCGUGGGCAAAACCUCCCUCCUGCACCAGUUUGUGCACAAGACGUUCUAUGAGGAUUACCGCACCACGCUGGGCGCCAGCAUCCUCACCAAGGUCCUCGUGGUGGACAACACCUCCCUGAAGCUGCAGAUCUGGGACACAGGGGGACAGGAGCGAUUCCGAUCCAUGGUGUCGACCUUUUACAAGGGCUCGGAUGGCUGCAUGCUGGCUUUUGACGUGACAGACAGGGAGUCCUUUGAGUCCCUGGACAACUGGAGAGAUGAUUUUCUGGAGAAGGUCAUCCCAAGGGAGCAAGAUUUCCCCAUGGUCGUGCUGGGGAACAAAAUAGACCUCUGCGAUCGGCAGGUAUCCAAGGAGAUGGCCUCAGCCUGGUGCAAGGAGAAGGACAUCCCUUACUUCGAAGUCAGCGCCAAGAACAACAUCAACGUUGCAGAGGCUUUCGAGACCCUGGCAAAGCAGGCGCUGGCAAUGUACAAAGGGAUCUUUGAGAGUUACUUGACUGACUCCAUCAAACUCACGCCCAACGACAAGCCCAAGAAGAGCUGCUGCUGACCCCGGGCAAGCACAGCCCAGGCGGGCCGGACCCCACGAUGCCCAUGGCCAUCAGAGGCU